Molecule: messenger RNA, 956 nt
Organism: Felis catus (domestic cat)
Lineage: Eukaryota; Metazoa; Chordata; Mammalia; Carnivora; Felidae
Gene: AP1S3
Product: adaptor related protein complex 1 subunit sigma 3
Exons: 5
Coding region: 170-634 (154 amino acids)
Biological process (GO): vesicle-mediated transport; intracellular protein transport
Cellular component (GO): AP-1 adaptor complex; membrane coat; intracellular membrane-bounded organelle
Molecular function (GO): clathrin-cargo adaptor activity
Source: RefSeq, a predicted model, not a curated record
CAAACUUUCAGUUCGAGGGCAUUGUGGGAAGCAGCCAUGGUCUGAGGCGGGCGCCUCACCUGUCAGCCUCCGGCUCCUGCGCUCGCCUUGCGCCCUGGUGACCCCCGCUCCACGCUCGCCGCUCGCUCCUGGGCGGCCGGGGGGAGGGGGCGGCGGAGGCCCGGCCACCAUGAUACAUUUCAUAUUGCUUUUCAGUCGACAGGGGAAAUUACGGCUGCAGAAAUGGUACACGACUCUCCCUGACAAAGAGAGGAAAAAGAUCACCCGGGAAAUUGUCCAGAUUGUUCUCUCUCGUGGUCAGAGGACAAGCAGUUUUGUUGACUGGAAGGAACUAAAACUUGUUUAUAAAAGGUAUGCUAGUUUAUAUUUUUGCUGUGCAGUCGAAAAUCAGGACAAUGAGCUCUUGACGCUAGAGAUUGUGCAUCGUUACGUGGAGCUGCUGGACAAAUACUUUGGAAACGUCUGCGAGCUGGAUAUUAUCUUUAAUUUCGAAAAGGCUUAUUUUAUCCUCGACGAGUUUAUAAUGGGUGGAGAAAUUCAGGAAACGUCCAAGAAAUCUGCUGUCAAAGCCAUUGAAGAUUCUGAUAUGUUACAGGAGACGAUGGAAGAAUAUAUGAGCAAGCCUACAUUUUAACCGCGCGUCUACUUGAAGACUCCCGAGUCCCCCACACUGUGAGCCUGUAAAUUAGCAGAACCUGCCGUCCAGUUCCUUGACGAGCUUCUGGCAGCAUGCCAAAAAUAACCUAAAAGGGAUCCUUCGUUAACUAGCAAUUAAGUUGUUUCACAUAACAUAUUUAUCGUUAUUACAUAUCUGUAUUAUGCUGUACGUAACUACUUACUGUGGCUCUGGAUGUUCAAGCAACUGCUUUAUGACUCAGUAGACUGGGUAUGUGUCUACAGGGCUUUAAUUCCAUGUGAUAUUUUUAAGCUAAUUUAAGUAAAGGUGUUGCAAUAUG